AUGACUUCAACCUCCACAACCCCCAUGCCCAACAUUGGCGGCCUGCUGGCCCCGUUAUUGCCUGCCUUGGUGCCCGCAAGCAUCUCUACUCAGCCCGCCAUCGGUGUCCUGCCCCUUCUGAGUCCCAUUUUGAGACAGAGAGUUCAGCUUCUUUCGGAAUCCAGCACAGAGCCCUGGCUCCGUCUCUUAGCAUACGACACAGACAAGGCGGCGCGCCUGUUGGAGAUCGUCCAGAGCGGCAGGCUGGAACCGCACCCCGUAUCAGGAGAGGUCGAGGUAGACUGGGAGUAUGACGCGAAGACGAGGUACAGGCGCCUUGACCUGGAAACCUUGCAGGCCUUUGUUGUCCUCGAGGAGCUCGAGUUGACCUUUCAGCUCGUCUACUGUGUUGGCGACAAGGACGGUGGCGGCGACGGUUGGAGGAUCGGCGAGGUCAGCGUUAUCGGCAAAGCGGCGCCCUUUGGAACCUUUGGUGGUUACUCAACCAUCGCCGAGGCUGAGAAGGCCUACGCCGAUGAAAAAUCUAAGACGAGCGUUUCCAAGGCACCAGCCAGUGUAUCGCACAACGAUGUUCCCGAGGCGGAGGAGGAAGAGGACGACGGAUAUUGGGACAGAUACGAUGCAACUCCCGCGCGUACCCCGGCAAACGACUCUCCCGCUACCAAGCGCUCUCCCGCACCGCAUGUACAGCGGCCGUCGCAGCUUGGACAGUUCCGAACAGACUCGGCAGAGGACGCCUACUAUGCACAGUACGAUUCAGUACAGCCGGCGAUGGACGCCCAUGACCCCGAUGAAGAAGUGGAAGGCUUCGACGUUGCCCCUCCCCUGGGACUGGGUACUGUUACCCGAGACAGUUCGGAUAGGGGACUCAUCGAGACGAACGGCUCCUGGACACUGGCCGAGCCGCCUCGUUCGCCCUCGAUCCGCAGCCAGCAGGAUGAGGACAGAGCUGCCGUGCUUCUUCACCCGCGCCCGGCUUCGAGCGCGAGCAGCAAUGGCAGCCGUUUGGUUGAGAAGCUCGAGGAGUCCGUGGGUAAGCAUGAACAGAACGAGUUUGGAGUCAAGCAGCAUGUGUCGCGAAGCAUCCACAACCUCUUCCUGCUGGCGCGCUCGUCUGGUAUCGACAGGGAGGAAUUCGAACGCUUGGUGAAGACCGAGUUGGACGUCCUCGGCAUGAUUGAAGACAAUGAGAUCUGA
Molecule: messenger RNA, 1197 nt
Organism: Colletotrichum navitas
Lineage: Eukaryota; Fungi; Ascomycota; Sordariomycetes; Glomerellales; Glomerellaceae
Exons: 1
Coding region: 1-1197 (398 amino acids)
Source: RefSeq, a predicted model, not a curated record